CGACAUUAUAAAUACAAGUGCCGGCCGUGAGGCUCACAAGUGUGUGAGACGCCAUAGCCACUGCAAAACGCGCGAAAGUUUGACGUUUGCAUUCGGAAAAAUUUAGUUACAAUGUUCGUUUUGAAGGGAAUGUUGCUGUCCGCGCUCUGCGCGUUAGCAUACUCGCAAAACUACGGCCCGACGACGACCCCUGUGCCGAUCCUGAAGCAGAUAAAUAGACAGAACGAUGAUGGAUCGUACAGCUACGGCUACGAAGCCGCGGACGGUUCUUUCAAGAUUGAAACGAAAUAUCCAAGUGGUGACGUCGCCGGCAAAUACGGAUACGUAGACGAAAGCGGCAAAGUUCGCGAAGUGUCAUACGGCGCGAGUAGCCAACGAGGAUUCGAGCCUGAAGGCACUGGCAUUAUGGUACCACCACCUACAUUACACGACCCAUCAACAAACGCCUUGACCGAUGGCCAAGAAGACGACGGCCAAUACCGAGAGGACCCGAGGAUCUACGAAGACCCAAAAUACAACGGCCGAGCCCAAGCGAGACCCAGUGCUGUGAGACAGUACAAACAACCAGUCCAACCUCAAGCUAGCUUCCAAUCGAGCUUCCAGUCCCAACCCCAGCCCACGUACCAGCAACAACAGUACCAAUCGCAGCAAUACCAGCCACAACCCCAGUACCAGCAACCACAGCCCCAGUACCAACAACAACAAUACCAACCUCAACAGCCUUCUUACACGCAACAAAGCAGUCUUUUCAGUCAGUCUCCACAACAGUUUCCCCAAGAGAGACCUCAGAGCCAGGUCUACCAUCAGCAGCCCCAGUUCUCGUACCAAGCGUACACACCCCAACCUUACCAGAACCAGAACUACCAAUCUCAGAAUUACCAAACCCAGAAUUACAAUCCCUUUAAUGGUCACCCAGCACAAAACUUCGACCCCAACACAGGAUCAUACUCUAUCAAUUUCACUGGUUAGUUUAUAAUUUAGUUACUAAGAACAUACCUCAUGGCGUUCUUGGAAUAAUUAGAAAAGUUAAGACUUAUGUUUAUAAAUUUAAUUGUUUCGGUUUGAUUUCGAAAAAUACGAAUUUAUAGUCUAGAAUGGAAAGUAUAUUAGAAGU
Messenger RNA from Vanessa atalanta (red admiral), 1114 nucleotides. It is a transcript of the gene CPR55, whose product is annotated as activating signal cointegrator 1 complex subunit 2 homolog. The transcript is spliced from 3 exons. Gene Ontology annotation, cellular component: chitin-based extracellular matrix. Gene Ontology annotation, molecular function: structural constituent of chitin-based larval cuticle. Bases 112 to 969 code for a protein of 285 amino acids. The record is from RefSeq and is a predicted model, not a curated record. NCBI's taxonomy places the organism in Eukaryota, Metazoa, Arthropoda, Insecta, Lepidoptera, Nymphalidae.